CCAAGAUGGUUGUGGAUGGAGAAGUAUAAUAUUCUUUUUUCUUGUUAAGCAAGCAUAUUUUACGAACGGUAUCUAUAAAUUUACACUGUUAAGUACUAAACUGCAGUAGGAAAAGCCCUGUUUUCUGUCUAAGACGAAAAACAAAACAACAGCGGCAGAAUGAGCAAUAUUUACAUUCAAGAGCCACCAACAAAUGGAAAGGUGCUGUUGAAAACAUCAGCAGGUGAAAUUGACAUUGAGUUGUGGUCCAAAGAAGCUCCAAAAGCAUGCAGGAACUUUGUGCAGCUGUGCAUGGAAGGUUACUAUGAUGGCACAGUGUUUCAUCGAGUGGUGCGAGAGUUUAUCGUUCAGGGAGGAGAUCCCACAGGAACAGGAGAAGGAGGAGAGUCCAUCUAUGGCCGACCAUUUAAGGAUGAGUUUCACUCCAGAUUGCGCUUUAACCGACGAGGUUUGGUUGCCAUGGCAAAUGCUGGACCACAUGAUAAUGGCAGCCAGUUUUUCUUUACUUUGGGACGAGCAGAUGAGCUUAACAACAAACACACCAUAUUUGGAAAGGUGACUGGAGACACAGUUUAUAACAUGCUGAGAUUGGCAGAAGUUGAUUGUGACAGUGAUGAAAGACCCCUAAAUCCCCACAAAAUCAGAGCUGCAGAGGUGCUGCAUUCUCCUUUUGACGACAUCAUUCCUCGUGAACUAAAGAAAGCCAAAAAAGACAAAGAUAAAGAGGAGGGGAAGAAGUCACAGUCAAAAGCUACAAAGAACUUCAGUCUGUUAUCAUUCGGAGAGGAAGCUGAAGAAGAAGAGGAGGUGGCAACUCAAGUCAGCCAGACAUUCAAGGGAAAAAGCAAAAGCAGCCAUGACCUCCUGAAAGAUGAUCCCAGGCUGAGUUCUGUUCCAGCUGUGGAAAAAAAAAAGAAGAAGAAGGGAGCAGCAUCAGGAGAAACACAUGGGUCUGAUGAUGAUGCUGAUGAUGAUGAGGAUGGAAGUGAUACAGAUGAAGAUUCAGAGGAGAAAGAGAGGAUGAAGGAGCUCAUCAGAAACAAGCUGCAGAAAGAAAAAGGUGGAGAGAAAACAACAGAGCCUGGUGAGGACGAGAGAGGGAAGAAACCCAAUCGCAGUGAUGAAUUGCGGAAAGAAGCACGGCAGUUGAAGAAGGAACUCCAGGCCAUAAAACAAAGAAAAGAAGAAAGUUUGAAACCUGCAGAAGAUAAAGUCAAAGAGGAGAAAAAGCCGACCAGUGAGGCCGUUGCUGAGUAUCUGGAGGGUCGGAAGAAGUACGAAGAGCUCAGGAAGCAGAAGAAGUCGAAGGGUUCAAGCAGAGAAGAACAGACUCUAGCCCUCCUCAACAGUUUCAAAUCCAAGCUGUCAUCAGCCAUCACUGAAGCUCCAGAGGAAGAAGAGGUAGAGGAGCUGGCCGAGGAUGACGAUAAAGGAUGGAUGGCCCAUGUUCUGCAGUUUGAUGAGCAAACCAGAAAAGUCAAGGAUGCCAACAUGCAGGACGAGGACACCUUCGAGAUCUACGACCCACGCAACCCCGUCAAUAAACGGAGGAGAGAGGAGAGCAAGAAGAUCAUGAAGGAGAAGAAGGCCAAGAGGUGAGGUCACAGUGUCAAAGGUGGGUCCUGACAAAGCCAUGUGACUCUAAAGAAGCUGGUCCUGCAGCACCCUGCCUGUCCACUUUUCCACCACUUCAAACCAGACAGACUCCAGGCGGGAACAUCUGAACGGUGAUGCUGACCAUACGCUCUCUGUAGUCUGUGAUGGAAAUGCUCCUUCUCUUUAAACAGCUGUACUCAGACGAGGCUCAGUGUCUUAUCAGGACCGUUAAACUGUGCUCAUAGUCAUGAUUAAGGUCACAUUUGAUGGCAUGUGAUGUUAACUUUUCUAUCUUAUUCUUCCUCUGUGAAUGUACAAACAUGAACAUUGCCAGAAAAAUAAAUAUUUGUUGGCAUUAGUUUGUAAUGAUUGUGUUUGGUCUGUC
Messenger RNA from Cheilinus undulatus (humphead wrasse), 1981 nucleotides. RefSeq names its product CWC27 spliceosome associated cyclophilin (gene cwc27). Gene Ontology annotation, biological process: protein peptidyl-prolyl isomerization; protein folding. Gene Ontology annotation, cellular component: catalytic step 2 spliceosome. The record is from RefSeq and is a predicted model, not a curated record. Gene Ontology annotation, molecular function: peptidyl-prolyl cis-trans isomerase activity. Lineage: Eukaryota; Metazoa; Chordata; Actinopteri; Labriformes; Labridae. Bases 160 to 1599 code for a protein of 479 amino acids. The transcript has 14 exons.